AUUUGUAAGGAGUUGUGGAGUAGAUCCGAGCUCCGAACUCUGCCCUUGUCCCAUCGCUGUAAGGUAUUACGUUCGUGAUGUUCUCGGAAUGUCAGCAAUUUUUUAAAAUAUAUCUAUAAGUUUCUGAUGUAUCACGACCGUCUAGGCUGAUGUUUUGAUAUUUACAGGCUGAUAUUCUGGUAUUUUGUUGAUAACAUUUGUUUCUCUCAUACGUUAGUUAGAUUUAGUAAAACGGCAUCGUAUCAAAACUGCACCAAAUUUGUAUGACGAAAACGGCACAAAAUGUGAACGUUAUCCACGAUAUAGGCUAUAUUUUUUUUAUGUGUCAUUUCAGUAUUUCAUUUUCAUAGCCAUCUUAUAUGUUUUUGAAAGCUGUACUAAGGCUUUGAAUGUUGUAACCCAGAUUAUACAUCUUUUGAACAGGAGUUGCAUGAAAGUCAUGAUUCAAUCUGUGUCCUAUAUUAUUAGUCUGAAAAUAUGACUUCCUCUUUUCUUCUGUUACACAAACAAUUAGCCAUCUUUCCUGCUGUAGCUGUAGAAAGGGAUCAUGAGGUUGCAAUGUGUCCCCAAGACAAAUGUGUGCCACUGUACCUUGCUGUUCAUGUCAUCAACCAUUGGAUGCUCUGACCCCAAUUCCAUUGGUUCAGACUGACUGGAAACUGGAACAUUGCUGACUGAAAAACUGACAGACAAAUAACUCUAUGGUUUACUGUCAAGAAAUUUUUGAAUCAGUAUCCAUUAUGAACAUACAGAGCGAAAAGCAAGAAAACGAUGUCCUAGUUAAAGAAGAUCUAAGCACUGAAGAUGCUGAAAGCCAGACAGCUGCAAGUACCGGUGAUCACAAUGUUUGUUAUAGUGUAGUCAAACUGUUCCCAUGUGUCGAUUGUGGGAUAACAUUUACAGAACUUGGCGACCUACAGGCACACAUGAGGCGUCAGAGUGGUGCCAAGCCCUAUCAGUGUGGUGAGUGUGGGAAGGCAUUUACAGAAUCUGGAGACCUGCAGACCCACAUGGAACAACACAGUGGCGGAAAACCAUAUAAAUGUGGUGAGUGUGGAAAAACAUAUGUGACAUCAAACAGCUUGCAGAGGCACAUUAGGCUCCACAGUGGGAACAGGCCUUUUAAUUGUGGGGAGUGCGGAAAAUCAUUUACAAACUCAAGUGACCUGAAGAGACACAUGAUGGCUCACAGUGGAAUUAAACCAUUUAAGUGCAGUGAGUGUGGGAAGGCAUUUACUACAUCGAACUACCUGCAGACACACAUGAGAUAUCACAGUGGGGUGAAGCCUUACCCAUGUACGGAGUGUGAUAAGGCUUUUACAACAUCAAGCCACUUGCAGACCCAUAUGAAAUGCCACUCAGGUGACCAGCCUUAUCAGUGCAGUGAGUGUAUGAGCACAUUUAGUACAUCGAAUUAUUUAAUGACUCACAUGAGAUGUUCUCACAAAAUACUCAAGCCCCACCAGUGUACCGUUUGUGAGAAAGCAUUCAAACGAUCUAGUGACCUGCAGACACACGUGAGGAGCCACACAGGAUUUAAACCCUACCAGUGCACAGAAUGUGGAAAAACAUUUACUCAGUCAAACCACCUUCAAGCACACCUGCGGUCUCACAGUGGCGCCAAACCUUACCAGUGCAGUGAGUGUGGGAAGGCUUUUUCAACAUCAAGUAACAUGAAUGCACACAUGAUGUGUCACACAGGAGUGCGGCCUCAUCGGUGUCUUGAGUGUGGGAAGGCAUUUGCAACAACCAGUCAACUGCGGACUCACACGAGAGGUCACAGUGGAGUGAGGCCUUAUUCAUGUUCCAAGUGUGGGAAGUCAUUUAUAACGUCAGGUCACCUGAAGCGGCACAUGACGUGUCACAGUGGGGCCAGGCCUUACCAGUGUAGUGAAUGCGAGAGAGCCUUUUCACAGAAAGGCCAUCUCCAGACACAUAUGAAAUGUCACCGUGGUGACAAGAUGCCACGGAAAGUCAGAAAGAAGAUUGGUCGAAAACCAAAGAGAGGCAAAAGUAAGAAGCUGAUAGCUUCAACACAUAAUGAUCACAACUACUGCCUGCAUCAAAAUCUUGAUCCAGGUGAACACCACAUCAUCCACACGUUAAUGAUGGAACCACAGAAUGCUGGCAUGGACUGUGAGAGAGCAUUGCCAGAAACAGGUGAUCUAAAGAAAGAACCUGUUACUGACACAGGUGCAAACACUGACUGUGAGAGAGAAUUGCUGGACAUAGAUGACCUGAAACAAGAACCUGUGCAAACACUGACUGUAAGAGAAUUGCUAGACAUAGAUGACCUGAAACAAGAACCUGUUACAGAUAUAGGUGCAAACACUGACUGUGAAAGAGAAUUCCUGGAUAUUAGUGACCUGAAACAAGAAUCUGUUACUGACACAGGUGUAGGUGACCUGAAGCAAGAACCUGUUACUGACACAGGUGUAGAUGACCUGAAACAAGAACUUGUUACUGACACAGGUAAAAACACUGACUGUGAGAGAGCAUUACUGAAAAUAGGGGACCUGAAACAAGAACCGGUUACUGAUAUAGGUGCAAACACUGACUGUGAGACAGAAUUGCUUGAAAUAGGUGAUCUCAAGAAAGAACCUGGUACUGACAUAAGAGAAGGCAAUGACUUUGAAGGAGCAUUAGUGAAAACAAUUGAUCUAGAGCUCAAGAAAAAGAAUCAUUUUGAAGUUAUAACAAAGUGUUGUGCAUGUACUGAGUGUGGGAAAACAUUUGGACAGUCAUCGACCCUGGAGUAUCAUUUGAGGAUUCACAGUGGAGUGAAGCCUUACCAUUGUACUGAAUGUGGGAAAGAAUUUAGACAAUCUGGUCACCUGAAGACACACAUGAGCAGUCACAGUGCAGUCAAGCCUUAUGAAUGCAAUGUGUGUGAUAAAAAGUAUAAACUUCCAGGUGAUCUGCGGACACACAUGAAGGUUCACAAUGGAAUCAAGACUUAUCAGUGUGAGGUGUGUGAGAAAACGUUUACACAGUCUUGUGCCCUCAAAGACCAUAUGAGAAUUCACAGUGGAAUGAAGCCUUAUGAGUGCACUGACUGUGGGAAACAAUUCUCUCAGUCAGGUAACCUGACAAGACACAUGUUGACACACAGUGGAAUCAAGCCAUAUCAGUGUGAUGAGUGUGGGCAAACGUUUGUACAAUUGGUUCAUUUGCAGGCUCAUUUGAACAGUCACAGCGAAAUCAAGCAUUUGAAGUGUGGUGAAUGUGGGAAAGAGUUUAAACAAUCAUCUUCGCUGAAGAUCCACAUUAGGAGUCACAGUGGAGUCAAGCCUCAUCUAUGUAACGAGUGUGGGAAAACAUUUACACGCCAAGCUCUGCUGAAAGCUCAUUUGAGGAUUCACAGCAGAGUGAAGCCUUAUAAGUGUACUGAAUGUGGGAAAGAAUUUAAUCAAUCAGGUAACCUGAAUAGACACAUGAGCAGUCACAGUUCAAUCAAGCUUCAUGCCCAUCUGAGGAAUUGCAGUGGAGUCAAUCACAUAUGCCAUUCUGGUGAUUGUGUCCGUUUCAGCUUCAUUCGCAAUACCAGAUUGCUCCAGUGCCGUUUCUUGCAUUGCCAACCCCGAAGAAGUUAUUGCUCAUGUAUAUAUGCAGCUCGAGAAGCAGGGAGGUCACACACAAAGGAGACGGAGGAAUUGAACAUUCACAAGCUAAUGAUGGAAAUACAAAGCCAACCACAGAGUCCUGGCUCUGUUGCUGAAACAAAUGUGACCAUGGACUGUGAGUCAGCCUUGCUAGAAACACAUGAUUUACACGAACAAGAUGUUUCUGACAAGACACAAGCAGAUAAGAACCUUGUCUCUAUUGACACAGACAGAAACCCAGACUAUGAGAGAACAUUGCUAGAAACACAUGAUUUCCAGGAACAAGAUGACCUCAAGGACCAAGUCUCUUUUGACUCUGACCGAAACCCAGACUAUGAGAGAACAUUGCUAGAAACACAUGAUUUCCAGGAACAGGAUGACCUCAAGGACCAAGUCUCUAUUGACUCUGACCGAAACCCAGACUAUGAGAGAACAUUGCUAGAAGCACAUGAUUUCCAGGAACAAGAUGACCUCAAGGACCAAGUCUCUAUUGACUCUGACCGAAACCCAGACUAUGAGAGAACAAUUGUAGAACCAGGAGUGGUCAAGAAACGCAGAAAUCGUAGGAGGACAGUUAAGCUGCCUCACGUUUGUGAUGAGUGUGGGAGAACAUUUGUUCAAUCUGGUGACAUGAAAAGGCAUAUGCUUCGUCACAGUGGCAUCAAGCCUUAUCAGUGUGGAGAGUGUGGAAAAUCCUUUACACAGUCAGGUAGCUUGCACACUCAUUUGAGGAUUCACAGUGGGAUCAAACCUUACAGGUGUGUUGAAUGUGGGAAAGAAUUUACACAAUCUUGUAACCUUCAGUCGCACAUGAGAAGUCACAAUGGAAUCAGACCGUACCAGUGUACCGAAUGUGGGAAAGAAUUCACACAAUCUUGCAACCUUCAGUCACACAUGAGGAGUCACAGUGGAAUCAAACCUUACCGAUGUACCGAAUGUGGAAAAGAAUUCACACAAUCAAGUAACCUACAGUCACACAUGAGAAGUCACACCGGAAUCAAACCUUAUAAGUGCAAUGAGUGUGACAAAGCCUUUACCCGCUCAGGCCACCUGCAGGCCCAUCUGAGGAUUCACAGCGGAAUCAGGCCAUUUAUGUGUCGAGAAUGUGGGAGAACAUUUACUCAAUUAGGUGACAUGAAAAGGCACAUGCUUUGCCACAGUGGACUGAAGCCUUUUCAGUGUGGAGAGUGUGGGAAAGCAUUUACACGCUCAGUUUAUCUGCAGACACACAUGGUAAGCCACACUGGGUUAGCCUCGCUGGAACUGAGCUUGAAUAUUGACUGUGUCACUAAAACAAAUGUAAUCAUGGACUGUGAGAGAGCAUUGCCAGAUUUAGGUGAUCUGAAGAAAGAACCUGUUACGGACACUGGUGGCUAUUUUGACUAUGAGAGAGUAUUAGAAACAAGUGAUCUCAAACAAGGUGUUACUGACACAGAUGGAAACACUGACUGUGAGAGAGCAUUAGUGGACGUAGGUGACCUGAAACAAGAACCCGUUCCUGAUGUAGGUGCAAACAGUGACUGUGAGAGAACAUUACUGAAAACAAAUGACCUGAAACAAGAACCUGUUACUGACACAGGUGCAAACACUGACUGUGAGAGAGAAAUGCUGGACAUAGAUGACCUGAAACAAGAACCUCUUACUAACAGGGGUGGCAAUUUUGACUGUGAAAGAGCUUUAGAAACAAGUGAUCUCAAGAUAGAACCUGUGACUGACAAAAGUGGAAACACUGACUAUGAAGGAAUAUUGCCAGAAAUAGCUAGUCUUGGAAAAGAGCCUGUUGUUGAAACAGGUAGAAAAACUGUCUGUGAGAGAACAUUACUAGAAAUAGAUGACCUGAAACAAGAACCUGUUACUGAUAUUGGUGGAAACACUGACUGUGAGAGAGCAUUACUGGAAAUAGAUGACCUGAAACAAGAACCUGUUACUGAUAUAGGUGCAAACACUGACUGUGAGAAAGGUGUGAUGGAAACAGGUGAUGUCAAGAAAAGCAAAGGUUGUGAGGUUCCAGCAAAGCAAUCAUAUACUUGUAAUGAAUGUGGGAAAACAUGUACAUGUGUAUCUGCCCUGAAAAUUCAUUUGAGGAUUCAUAGUGGAGUGAAGCCUUACCAGUGUGCUGAAUGUGGGAAAGAAUUUAAACAGUCUGGUCACCUGAAGACACACAUGAGCAGUCACAGUACAAUCAAGCCUUAUGAGUGUAGUGUGUGUGAUAAAAGAUAUAAACUAGCGGGUGAUCUGCGGGCACACAUGAAGAUUCACAAUGGAAUCAAGCCCUAUCAGUGUGGGGAGUGUAAGAGAAUGUUUGCACAGUCAUGUGCCCUGAAGGCACACAUGAGAAUUCACAGUGGAAUCAAGCCAUUUCAGUGUGGUGAAUGUAAGAAGAUGUUCACACAGUCAAGUUCUUUGAAGGCACACAUGAGGAUACACAGUGGAAUCAAGCCUUAUGAGUGCACUGAAUGUGGGAAACAGUUCACGCAAUCAUACACCCUGACGAGACACAUGUGGACUCACAGUGUAACCAAGCCUUAUCAGUGUGAUCGGUGCGAGGAAACAUUUGUGCAGUUGGAGGAGUUGCAAGCUCAUGCUAAUCAUCACAGUGAAAGGAAGAAUUUCCAAUGUGGGGAAUGUGGGGAAGAAUUUACACAAUCAUCUGUCCUAAAGAAACACUUGAGGAGUCACAGCAGAGUCGAGCCUUAUCUGUGUAAUGAUUGUGAGAAAACAUUUACAAGCUUAGCUCUCCUGGACAGCCAUUUGAAGAUUCACAGUGAAGUAGUCAAGCCCUAUCAGUGUACAGAAUGUGGGAAAGAAUUUACACAUCCUGGCCACCUGAAGACACACAUGAACAGCCACAGUGUAAACAAGCCUCAUGCGUGCAAUGUGUGUGAUAAAAGAUAUAUACUACCAGGUGAUCUGCAGACACACAUGAGGGUGCACAAUGGAAUCAAGCCUUGUCAAUGUCCUGAAUGUGGGAAGAAGUUUAGACAUGCAAACAGCCUGGCAAAGCAUGUCUUGACUCACCGCGUAACCAAGCCUUAUCAGUGUGGUCAGUGUGAGGAAGCAUUUGUCCAAUCGAAAGAACUGCGAGCUCAUUGGAGUCAUCACAGUGGAAUUAAGAAUUUAAAGUGUGGUGAAUGUGGGAAAAGAUUCGCACAGACAAGCAGCUUGAACAGACACUUGAAGAUUCACAGUGGCAUCAAGCCAUAUGAGUGUACUGAAUGUGGGAAAAGAUUCACACAGUCAAGCAGCUUGGAGUACCAUAUGAGGAAUCAAAGAAGGAUCAAACCUUAUCAGUGUAAUCAGUGUGAGAAAACAUUUAUACACACAUGUGCCGUGCAGAUCCAUCUGAAGAAUCACAGUGGAGUCAAGCCAUAUAUGUGUAAGAAAUGUGGGGGAUCUUUUGUGAACUUAAAUGACUUGAAAAAGCACAUUUGUCACAGUGAGGUGAAGCCUUUUCAGUGUGUUGAGUGUGGGGAAGAAUUUACACAUUCAUCUGACUUGCAUAAACACACAGGAAGUCACAUCAAAAUCAAGCCUCAUGUGUGUGAUGAAUGUGGGAAAGCAUUUAAACUUCCAAGUCACCUGCAGACCCAUCUGAAGAUUCAUAAUGUAGUGAAGCCUUUUAAAUGUGGUGCAUGUGGGAAAGACUUCACACAUGCAUGCACCUUGCAGGCACACAUGAGGUUUCACAGUGGAAUCAAGCCAUAUCAGUGUACCGAUUGUGGGAAAGAAUUUACACAAUCACGUAGUUUGAAGAACCACAUUAGUCAAAGUAGAAUAAAACCUUAUCAGUGUAGUCAGUGUGAUAAAACAUUUACACACUCUUGUGCUGUGCAGGUCCAUCUGAGGAAUCACAGUGGAUUCAAGCCACAUAUGUGUCAGGACUGUGGGCGAAAUUUUAUGCAUUUAAAUGACUUGAAAGAGCACAUGUGUCACACUGAAGCCUUUUCGGGGAAAAUCUACAGCGUCUUCCACAGCGACGAACGCAUCGGCCGCAUCAGCUGCAAUAGAUCUUAUCGUGAAUUGUGUGAAAGUGAACAGCAUAUCAUCCACAAUCUGAUGAUGGACGGCCAAGGCUCUGUCAAUGAAACACAUUUGAGAGACUGUGAGAGAGCAUUUCUAGAAACAAGUGAAGUCCAAAAAGAGCCUGUUACUGACACAGGUGGUCUCAAGAAACAUUCUGUUACUGACACAGGUGGCAACACUGACUGUGAGAGAGAAUUACUGGACAUAGAUGACCUGAAACAAGAGCCUGUUACUGACUCAGGUGGUCUCAAGAAACAUUCUGUUACUGACACAGGUGGCAACACUGACUGUGAGAGAACACUGAUGCUGGUAACAGAUGAUGCUAAGAAAAGCAAAGUCUGUGAGGUUCCAUCAAGGCAUCGUCAUAAGUGUGGAGAAUGUGGGAAAGUGUUUCGACGUUCAAGUACCCUGAACACUCAUUUGAGGAUUCACAGUGGAGAGAAGCCUCAUAAAUGUACUAAAUGUGGGAAGGAGUUUACACAAUCAUGGACCUUGAAGUCACACAUGACCACUCACACUGCAAUGAGGCCUUAUGAAUGCACUGUGUGUGAUAAAAAGUAUAAACGUCCAGAACAUCUCCGGACACACAUGUUGACACACUCUGGAAUCAAGCCUUAUAAGUGUGGUGAGUGUGGGAAAUCGUAUACAUACCAACAUGCCCUCAAAGUUCAUUUGAGAAUUCACAGUGGAAUGGAGCCUUAUCAGUGUGAUAAGUGUGGGAAAACGUUUACAUACCCACAUUCCCUCAAAGUUCAUUUGAGAAUUCACAGUAGAGUCAAGCCUUAUCAGUGUGGCAAGUGUGGGAAACAGUUUCCAUUCUCAGAGACCCUAAUGAGACACAUGUUGACACAUAUUGGAAUCAAGCCUUAUGAAUGUACUGAAUGUGGGAAACGAUUCACACAAUCAUGGAACCUGAGGAGGCACAUGCGGACACAUAAUGGAGUCAAGCCUUAUCAGUGUGGUGAGCAUGAGAGAAAGUUCACAGAUUCAAAUGCCCUCGAAGUUCAUUUGAGAAUUCACAGUGGAAUCAAGCCUUAUCAGUGUGAUAAGUGUGGGAAAACAUUUGUACUAAAUCAUGUACUACAGGAUCAUUUAAAUACUCACAGUGAAAUCGAGCAUUUCACACGUGAAUGUGGGAAACAAUUUCCGCAAUCAUCUACCUUGCAGAAACAACAGCAAAGCCAACAACAGAAUCAUGGCUCUGUCACUGAAAAAAAUUUGAGAGACUGUGACAGAGCAUUACUAGAAACAAGUGAUGUCCAAAAAGAGCCUGUUACUGAUGCAGGUGAAAUCACUGACUGUGAGAGAGCAUCACUGGAAACAGUUGAUCUCAAACAAGAACCUGUUACUAAUAUAGGUGCAAAUACUGAAUGUGAGAGAGCAUUAUUUGAAACAUGUGAUGUCCAACAAGAACCUGUUACUGACACAGGUGGCAACACUGACUGUGAGAGAGAAUUACUGGACAUAGGGGACCUGAAGCAAGAACCUGUUACUGAUUCAGGUGGUCUCAAGAAACAUUCUGUUACUGAUGUAGGUGGAAACAUUGACUGUGAGAGAACACUGAUGCUGGUAACAGAUGAUGCUGAGAACAGUAAAGUCUGUGAGGUUCCAUCAAGGCAUCGUCACAAGUGUGGAGAAUGUGGGAAAGUGUUUCAACGUUUAUGUCACCUGAACACCCAUUUGAGGAUUCACAGUGGAGAGAAACCUUAUAAGUGUACUAAAUGUGGGAAAACGUUUUCACAAUCAUGUCACUUGAAGUCACACAUGAGCAGUCACAGUACAAUCAAGCCUUAUGAAUGCAGUGUGUGUGAUAAAAGGUAUAAACGUCUAUGUGAUCUCCAGACACACAAGAAGGUUCACAGUGGAAUCAAGCCUUAUGGGUGCGCUAAAUGUGGAAAACAAUUCACAAAAUCAAGUAACCUGACGAGACACAUGUUGAUUCACAGUGGAAUCAAGCCUUAUGAGUGUGGUGAGUGUGGGAAAACAUUUCUACUAAAGGAUGCACUGAAGGCCCAUUUAAAUACUCACAGUAAAGUCAAGCAUUUCAAGUGUGGGGAAUGUGGGAAAGAAUUUAUGCAGUUGUCUACCUUGCAGAAACACAUGAAUAUUGAAGAGCAUAACAUCCACAAUCUGAUGAUGGACGUGCAAGUUCAACAACAGAAUCAUGGCUCUGUUACUGAAACACACGUUAGAGACUGUGAGAGAGCAUUGCUAGAAACAAGUGAUGUCAAAAAAGAACCUGUUACUGAUACAGGUGCAAACACAGGUGAGAGAGAAUUGCUAGACAUAGGGGACCUGAAACAAGAACCUGUUACUGACUCAGGUGGUCUCAAGAAACAUUCUGUUACUGAUGUAGGUGGAAACAUUGACUGUGAGAGAACACUCUUGCUGGUAACAGAUGAUGCUGAGAAAAGCAAAGGCUGUGAGGUUCCAUCAAGGGAUCGUCAUAAGUGUGGUGAAUGUGGGAAAGUGUUUCAACGUUUAUGUCACCUGGACAGUCAUUUGAGGAUUCACACUGGAGUGAAACCUUAUAAGUGUACGGAAUGUGGAAAAGAAUUUAGACAAACUAGUCACCUAAAAAAACACAUGACCAGUCACAGUACAGUCAAGCCUUAUGAGUGCAGUGUGUGUGAUAAAAGGUAUAAACUACGAAGUGAUCUGCGGGCACAUUUGAAGGUUCACAGUGGAAUCAAGCCUUAUCAGUGUGGAGAAUGUGAGAAAUCGUUUAUAAAUUCAACUGCCCUGCAUAAUCAUUCAAAGAUUCACAGUGCAAUCAAGCCUUAUCAGUGUGAAGAGUGUGAGAAAUCGUUUACAAAUUCAACUGCCCUGCACAUUCAUUCAAGGAUUCACAGUGGAAUCAAGCCUUAUGAGUGCGCCGAAUGUGGGAAACAAUUCUCUCGGUCAAGUUCCCAGAAGAAACACAUGUUGACACAUACGGGAAUCAAGCCUUAUCAGUGUGGUGAGUGUGGAAAAAUGUUUACAUUUUCAAGUAGCCUGAUCAUGCAUUCAAGGAUUCACAGUGGAAUCAAGCCUUAUCAGUGUGGAGAGUGUGAGAAAUCGUUUACAAGUUCAACUGCCCUGCAUCUUCAUUCAAGGCUUCACAGUGGAAUCAAGUCUUAUGAGUGCGCUGAAUGUAGGAAACAAUUCUCUCAGUCAAGUACCCUGACGAGACACAUGUUUACACACAGUGGAAUCAAGCCUUAUAAGUGUGGUGAGUGUGAGAAAACGUUUACAUGCUCAAGUAAGCUGAUCGUUCAUUCAAGGAUUCACAGUGGAAUCAAGCCUUGUCAGUGUGAUACGUGUGGGAAAACAUUUACAAAUUCAGCUGACCUGCUCGUUCAUUCAAGGACUCACAGUGGAAUCAAGCCUUAUGAGUGUACAGAAUGUGGGAAACAAUUCUCUCAGUCAGGUACCCGGACGAGACACAUGUUGACACACAGUGGAAUCAAGCCUUAUCAAUGUGGCGAGUGUGAGAAAACGUUUACAUGCUCAAGCAACCUGCUCGUUCAUUCAAGGCUUCACAGUGGAAUCAAGCCUUAUGAGUGCACUGAAUGUGGGAAACAAUUCUCUCAGUCAAGUAGCCUGACGAGACACAUGUUUACACACAGUGGAAUCAAGCCUUAUCCGUGUGGUGAGUGUGAAAAAAACGUUUGCAAAUUCAACUGACCUGCACAUUCAUUCACGGAUUCACAGUGGAAUCAAGCCUUAUGAGUGCACUGAAUGUGGAAAACGAUUCACAAAAUCAAAUAACCUGACGAGACACAUGUUUACACACAGUGGAAUCAAGCCUUAUCAGUGUGGUGA
This is a messenger RNA of Haliotis rubra (blacklip abalone), 11429 nucleotides long. RefSeq lists its product as uncharacterized. The record is from RefSeq and is a predicted model, not a curated record. Gene Ontology annotation, biological process: regulation of transcription by RNA polymerase II. Gene Ontology annotation, molecular function: RNA polymerase II cis-regulatory region sequence-specific DNA binding; DNA-binding transcription factor activity. Bases 702 to 11291 code for a protein of 3529 amino acids. The transcript has 17 exons. NCBI's taxonomy places the organism in Eukaryota, Metazoa, Mollusca, Gastropoda, Lepetellida, Haliotidae.